This is a messenger RNA of Parathielavia appendiculata, 1012 nucleotides long. Its product is annotated as carbohydrate-binding module family 50 protein. The coding region runs from base 32 to 1012 and encodes 326 amino acids. The record is from RefSeq and is a predicted model, not a curated record. NCBI's taxonomy places the organism in Eukaryota, Fungi, Ascomycota, Sordariomycetes, Sordariales, Chaetomiaceae. The transcript has 2 exons.
CGAGUCCAAGGCCAAGUCACAUCGUCCAAGGAUGCACGAGAAGCACCUUCUUGCCAUUGGGCUCGGCCCAGGACUGGUUGCUGCACGAGCCAUGUCACGCCGCGCGGUUAUUUGCGAGGUCGCUGUGACACCUGACAGUGUCGACACCUGCGUGGGCUUGGCCGCCAAUUGGGGAAUCUCAGUCGAUGAGCUCGAGAAACUAAACCCAGGCAUCACCUGCCCUGACCUCGAUACCAGCAAGGAGUACUGUGUGGUUGGCACCGUCACCAAUGAUCCGUCCACAACCACGUCUGAUACGCGACCCACUACCUCGACCUCGCGGUCCAUCACGUCGACCACCAACCCGUCCUCGUCCACCGCUCCGUCCUCAACAACCUUCAAAUCUUCGACGUCGACUCGGUCUUCAACCACUACUAGUACUUCUGCGACCAACCCAAACAACACCCCAGUCCCAACCCAGGACGGCAUGGUUGGCAACUGCAACAGGUUCCAUUUCGUCCAAAUUGGCCAAACCUGCGCGACCAUUGCGGUUCUUUACUCCAUCUCGGUGCCCCAGUUCAUCCAGUGGAAUCCCGCAGCCAAGGCCGACUGCUCCGGCCUCUGGGCUUCGACGCCAACAAACGGAAUCACAACACCUACACCCGCGCACCCGGGUAUGGUUAGCAAAUGCAACAAGUUCGUCUACGUCAAUCCUGAGGAUACCUGCGACGGAAUUGGCUUCUGGAAUGGCAUUGGGGGCCAGUGGGUCAAGCUCUGGAACGGCAUCAAGGAGGAGUGCAGGUCGAUUCAGGCACACACCUACCUCUGCAUCGGUGUUAUUGGCGGCACACCAACACCGACGCCGACAAACCCCGGAAAUGGAGUCUCGACUCCCCGGCCCCCACACCCAGGCAUGGUCAGCAAUUGUAACAAGUUUGUCUAUGUCAAUCCAGGGGAUACCUGCGACGGCAUUGGUUUUUGGAACGGGUGUUCCGGGAGGCGGGAAGUCGGUCAAGAUCUGGAACGGGAUUGA